UGAUAACCGAAUUACAAUAAAUACAUCGCGUAUCUGGAAAUAACAAAUUCAGUGUUCUAACAACUUUAGUUCAGUUUACAUGUGAAGAAAGUGUCAUGGCUGAAAGUAACGUCAUUACCACGCGUUCAUUGGGAACAGCUGUUGAGGGAAUUAGAGAUCAGUAUGCCGACGGAAAAGCAGCAAAACUAUGGGAGAUUUUCAUAGGUGAUAAGAAGUCUAGAACGCUCAACUAUAAAAACUUUCUUGUCGGACUUUUGCGGAAGAAAGGAUGUAGGAGAAUUUUAGAUGUGGCAUGUGGAACAGGAUAUUUAGGGUGUUUGAUAAUUUUUCAUAUUGCAACCCCAAUUCGACCACAUGUUCAAUUCAACACUAACAAAAUAGUAUUCGAAGAUUUCCGCAGUAAUUUUCAAUCUCUAUUAUUUUCAGUGAUUGAGGAAGCAAACUGGUUAACACUCUAUGAUGACAUUGAGGAUUAUCUUGGAAAUGGUUUCGAUGCCGUAAUUUGCUUAGGGAACUCAUUUGCCCAUUUGUUGGACAAUUUCGGAGAUCAAAGGGAACAAAUGCAAGCACUCAGGAAUUUUGAAAAGUGCGUUAAACCUGGUGGGCUACUACUGAUAGAUCACAGAAAUUAUGAUGACAUAAUCGACUCCGGGAGUACAGCUACGAAAUGCAUAUAUUAUAAUAGUCUGCAUACUACUGAUAUAAGGACGUCAGUUUUAUUUGUUGGUCGAAAACCAGCACUAGUCACUUUGGAUUACUUCAUUGAUACCUCAUCAACAGAAGAAGAGAAAAGUGACACAAUCAGUGAAUUUGCCAAGAGUGAAUUCCGUUUGUCAUACUAUCCACAUCGCCUGGAAGUAUUUAAAACAAUGUUGAGGAAAGCAUUCGGCGAGAACUCGGAAUAUAAAAUAUAUGGAGAUUUCAAAAGUUUGGAAGAAGUUGAGGUUCCGAAUUUUUAUAUCCAUGUGGUCGAAAAAUCCGAUAUGGAAUUCUGAUAAUAAAUGAAAUUAUUUUUUACUAAAUCGGUAAUCAUUCGAAUAUUACAUUAUUUUCAUAAUAUAUACAAUAGGAACUUCUGACUUGAAA
This is a messenger RNA of Leptinotarsa decemlineata (Colorado potato beetle), 1086 nucleotides long. It is a transcript of the gene Gnmt, whose product is annotated as Glycine N-methyltransferase. Gene Ontology annotation, molecular function: glycine binding; glycine N-methyltransferase activity; identical protein binding. The record is from RefSeq and is a predicted model, not a curated record. Gene Ontology annotation, biological process: protein homotetramerization; regulation of gluconeogenesis; S-adenosylmethionine metabolic process. Gene Ontology annotation, cellular component: cytosol. NCBI's taxonomy places the organism in Eukaryota, Metazoa, Arthropoda, Insecta, Coleoptera, Chrysomelidae.